AUGUCUCCAAUCGCCAGGGCAGCCAUCGUGCUGAGAGAGUUCACGGGCAACACAGAGAUGGCCAGGAACACGCUCCAGGCUGUUGAAUACGCCACUCAUCAGUAUGACCUGGCCCACUUUGUGCAAGCCACCCUCGUAAGCUGGAAACAUACCAGCGCCUCCGACCCCAUCCCCCACGCCACAAUCAGGCUAGCUACUCAUGAUCAGCUCGCUGCCAAAAGGGCUCAGGCUCUUCACCUGUACCUCAACGACGGCAACAACUACGUCCGCCACAAGCUUGACAAGGAGUUAGACGUCAAGGAAACCAAGAAAAAGAAAUGA
Molecule: messenger RNA, 321 nt
Organism: Boeremia exigua
Lineage: Eukaryota; Fungi; Ascomycota; Dothideomycetes; Pleosporales; Didymellaceae
Exons: 2
Coding region: 1-321 (106 amino acids)
Source: RefSeq, a predicted model, not a curated record